Messenger RNA from Oncorhynchus kisutch (coho salmon), 4262 nucleotides. It is a transcript of the gene pus10, whose product is annotated as pseudouridine synthase 10. Lineage: Eukaryota; Metazoa; Chordata; Actinopteri; Salmoniformes; Salmonidae. Gene Ontology annotation, biological process: tRNA pseudouridine synthesis. Gene Ontology annotation, molecular function: RNA binding; pseudouridine synthase activity. Bases 297 to 1916 code for a protein of 539 amino acids. The transcript has 18 exons. The record is from RefSeq and is a predicted model, not a curated record.
AUGUAUAUACAGUCAUGUAAAUGUACUGGUAGAGAUAUUGUAUACAAUUAAGGGACCUGUGGUGUUGAUCAAAAUGAUUAAAUCCAUCCUCAUCAACAGAUUAAUCUAUCUAAUUUGACUAGUUGUGUCUACCUCUGAUGAAGUCUUGUUCCUGUAACGUUAGCUGCAUGCUGAGAAACCAAAUGACUGAACCACAGAAUUUUCUUAACUAUCUUUGACUGAACUGUGUUCUCGCUCUACAUAAACAUUUGAUUGUCUUGCAAAUGCUGUAAUUCAUUUGCCAUUCAAGCAGUAUUAUGUUGCCCUUGAAGGAGAAAGAUAGACCAAUAGUGAAGAAGCUGCUGGAAGCAGGAUGCUGCGCCCGCUGUGUCCUGAGGUUCUGCUGCUUGGGUGUGCAGUCGGCCUACCGCCAGUCUUAUGAGGAUACAGCAAGGGAACUUUGUGCUUUCGUCAGUGAUUCAGAGAAUAACGAAUCCCAAGAUGCAGCCGUGCUGGAGCAGCACAAAGAAGACCCCCCUAGUAAAAAAAUGAAGAUGGAUGCCGCAAAGACGGACAUCCAAUCAGAAGGCGACUCUGCUGUGGUUGCCACGGUGAUGGAGGAAGGCGACGCCGAGCCAGCGGACUCGGACGUGUGUGUGGUGUGCCUGGGAGUUCUACAGCAGUUCUGUGAUGAAGCCUAUGCCAUAAAGAUAUCGGAGGUGGUGAAGGCCAAAAACUACCAGUUUGACACAAUGGUAUUGUCCGUCUCCCUACCGGCCCAGCUGUCUGUCAGAGAGCACUCUUGUUGGCUGCAUGUAAAGAAGGAAGUGAGGGAGAAGUCUAUGUGCCUCGAUAUGGAUGAUGUCAUCCAGGUGAAGGAGGCUUUCAAGUGGACCAUGCAGGGUCUGGUGUCCAAAGAGCUGGGGGGCAUACCUGUGGUGACCAAGAUCAAUCGACAAACUGAACAGUUUGAGGUGGGCGUGGGGUUUACACACCCAGAGACAGACUCAGACUGCCACUUCCUGGCUGGCAUCUGUUCAGACUGCUUCAGACCAACUAAGAACAAACAGAAUGUCUUCACUAGAAUGGCCGUGGUCAAAGCCCUCGAGAAGGUUUCUGAUGAGAAGUUUCUAAAAAAGUUCCCAUGUCCCCCUACAAGGCCAGCGAGCAAAUGCAUCGCUCAAGACGUCCAGUGUCUUCACGUUUCUGUAUUUGUGGCGGGGAGGUACAACAAGUUCUCCCGCACCCUGCCCCAGACCCCCUGGGUGAUUGACGGAGAGAGGAUGAUGGAGUCCUCGGUGGAGGAGCUAAUCGCUGCCCCCCUCCUCUCCUCUUUCCGGGCCGAGGGGUUUAAUUUCUCCUCCUCAGGAAGGGAGGACGUGGAUGUGCGGACACUUGGAAAUGGUCGUCCGUUUGCACUGGAGCUGCUAAAUCCUCACAGAGCCAGGUUCAAUAAGGCAGAGGUCCGACAGCUGCAGGAGACCAUCAACCAGUCCUCUGACAAAAUCCGAGUACGAGAUCUACAGAUCGUAAGCAGAGAUGCUAUGGGCCACAUGAAGGAGGGUGAGGAGGACAAGACCAAGUCGUACACCGCCCUCAUAUGGACCCAGAAAGCCAUCAACAAAGACGACAUCACGUUCUUAGAGGAAACCAAAGAGUUGAAGCUAGCUCAGAAGACGCCACUAAGAGUGUUGCAUCGCAGGCCGCUGGCCGUCAGAGAGCGCGUCAUCCACACCAUGAGUACAUGCUUCCUGGACGCGCAUCACUUCCACCUGAAGCUGCGCACGCAGGCAGGGACUUACAUCAAGGAGUUUGUCCACGGAGACUUUGGUCGCACCAAACCCAAUCUGUGUGAUCUGCUGAAGACUGAGACUGAUAUCCUAGAGCUGGAUGUUGAGUCUGUAGAUGUGGACUGGCCACCCUCCAUCCCGGAGUGAGCCUCGUCUUACUGAUGCUGUUGGGGAUGCCAAAAGGAGCCCUAGUUCUGAUGGGCCAUACCUUCACCAAUUGGACCCCCACCAACUCUGUUUAGCUCAGUUCCACUGAUCUCUAGAUGAUGUGUCAAUAUAUUUGUUUGUUUUUCUUGAGGUCAAUACAGAUGAUUUUGAAAUGACUGAAUCUGUGCAGCACGUGCACUAAGCUGAGGCCUUGAACUGAUCUUAGAUAUACAUGUCUUUGAGAGCCAUAGCAGGGACUGGGUGUGAAUGGCACUGCUGAUGGAUAGAACUACAAUCCAAGUUAAUUGCACCCUGGUGUCCCAAGUCUGAAUUAGUCCCUUAUUAGGAGAGGAUGAAAAGCAGAAGUGGUUCAACCCUCUAGGACAGACAUUGAACAGCCCUUUUAUAGAGCAUCGCGGUAGUAUAUGGUCAGUAUUUUGUGUUUAUUUUCCUCAGUUGAUUUACAGAGGUUUUUGUUCAGCCUUAAAAUCUAUUGUUUACCCAUGGAUUGUCCCAUAGGCAAAAGUAAUGCUAUACUUUUUUGUAUGAAUGAAAAUAUUUGAUUGUGAUGUCUCCCAUCAGCAUAAUGUUCCCCAUUGUACAUCCCAUCCAAAUAAAGGCCUGGGUUAUGUUGUUGUGCACACAAUGGAAUACUUUUUCGAACAGAAAACCAAAAAUGUUGCUUCAUUUUGAACAAGUCCACAACAGUGUUUUAUGUUAAAGGGAAAUUUCAGGAUCUACUGCCCCAGAAUCACAGGAUCUCGUGGAUAACAUUUUGUCUCUUUGUGCCAUUUGAAGGGAGUUGCUAACUAGCGUUAGCACAAUGACUGGAAGUGUAUGGGUAGCAGAUACCCAUAGUUUUCCAGUCACUGCGCUAACACUAGUUAGUAUUGGCUUGUGAAACUACUUCUUGCUUCCUUCAUACUGGAGAGAGAGAAAUGGUAUCAAUGAGUUCAUGUGAUUCUGGGAAAGUAGAUAAAGGCCUCUGCCAAAAUCCCGAAGUAUCCCUUUAAUGUAAGCUCUCAGUCUCAUCAGGAGAGUGACACUAAAGACUUGUGGUGAGCAGAGUCACAGACCUUUGCAUUGUUUAAGACUGGUGCUUUUUGAGGUGUUUAAGUUCAGAGUUUGCCAUUAUGUAAAUGCAAGCCAGGCCCAUUGAGACACUGGUAACUGCCCGUGUAGAUGGAAAAAGAAGGCUGAGCCUUUUGGGUAAAACACAGGAAAAUCUGUCAGUGGAAAUGCGCCAGUAGUUUCUUCCUCCCGGUUUGUUUUGUUUGGUUCCUAAUGAACAUGACCCUGGAUGAGAUCCUUGCUGAACAUUGUUUAGGGAAUUGCUUUCCAAAGGGAACAGAAUCAUUGAAAUAUCAGAAGGGCAAUAAAAAAUUAAAAGAUUUACACCAUGAAAAACCCUGAAAUGUAUUCUUUAAUUUAAUUCAAAAUAAAUACUACCACGGCAAUGCAAGUCCACUAUUGGUUUCUUGCCCUAAUGUUUUGGUAAGAAAACAAACAGGCAAACAAUCAAAAAACAAUUGGAUAAAAAACCGACUUUAGUAAUGCAUCCAACAAUAUCAUCCUUCAGCGACUGAAAGAGAGGUGCCUUUUUGACUCUGAACAAGACUGGGUAACACUGCCUAGAAUGACAAACAUAAAUAAAACUAGUACUAUGGUACAAAAAAAAAAGGGGGGGGGGGGGGGGAAUGGUAACAACCUGAUGUAACCAUAUAUCACUGCAGAAUUGACCAUGGUCCCAUUUGAAAGGGAAAAAUAAAACAUUACAAUGGGUGUCAAUCCAUUCGACCAACAGCGAAAAGAGGUCUCAUCUCCAUGGAAACCUCUUCUGAACAGACAGGUCGAGGCGACGAUGACAGCCACAAAAUGGGAGCUUCCAGCCAGUCUUUAACAUUGUAGUUUACGUUGUUUUAACCCAAAACGUAGCUCUCAGUCUUUCUUUUCCUCCGGUCUUGGUUCUCGUCAGCAAGCUUGAAGUACAGUCACACACAUAAGUUCAUGUCUGGCCAAGACGCCACUAAGAACAAAAAAAGGCAUUGCAUAUUUACAUCACAAAAGGUGUGGGGGGGGGGGGGGGGAACUGCUUUCCUUUUCUCUCUCCAUUCUCAUCCUAUCAUCAUACACAAGUAUAUUCAUGGCUCAGUUUCACAUGAUCUGUGGCCCAACAUGGUUAGAAAUUAUUGAUGCCUUCCGCCCACCUUGUCGAUUUGGGAAGAAAACCAAGGGUAUGUGUGUGUGUGAUUGAUGGGGAGAUAAUGCUUUUUUCUUUUUUUACAGAUACAGUUUUCAUAGUCUGUCACAAGUCAUAUCAGCAGAGCUCAGAGCUGGCUCUGAUGU